Molecule: messenger RNA, 1706 nt
Organism: Lates calcarifer (barramundi perch)
Lineage: Eukaryota; Metazoa; Chordata; Actinopteri; Centropomidae
Gene: aanat1
Product: arylalkylamine N-acetyltransferase 1
Exons: 3
Coding region: 31-639 (202 amino acids)
Biological process (GO): circadian rhythm; response to light stimulus
Cellular component (GO): cytoplasm
Molecular function (GO): aralkylamine N-acetyltransferase activity
Source: RefSeq, a predicted model, not a curated record
UUGAGAGAGUCUGAAGAGAAAACAAAGACCAUGUCGGUGGUGAGCGCGGUGCCGUUCAUGAAGCCGGUCCACAUGCGGUCCCCGGUGCCGCAGGGCCGCCGCCACACGCUGCCGGCCAGCGAGUUCCGCUCCCUCAGCCCGGAGGAUGCAAUAAGCGUGUUUGAGAUUGAGAGAGAAGCCUUCAUCUCAGUGUCCGGUGAGUGUCCUCUCCACCUGGACGAGGUGCGUCACUUCCUCACCCUCUGUCCUGAGCUGUCUCUUGGCUGGUUCGAGGAGGGACGUCUGGUGGCUUUUAUCAUCGGCUCACUGUGGGACCAGGAGAGGCUUACCAUGGACGCCCUGACUCUCCACAAGCCUCACGGGACCACGGUCCACAUCCACGUCCUGGCUGUUCACCGGACCUUCCGCCAGCAGGGCAAAGGCUCCAUCCUGAUGUGGCGCUACCUGCAGUACCUCAGGUGCCUGCCCUAUGUCCGCCGCGCCGUGCUCAUGUGCGAGGACUUUCUGGUCCCCUUCUACCAAAAGUCGGGUUUCAAGGUUCAGGGCCCCAGUGAGAUCACGGUUGGACCCCUCACUUUCAUCGAGAUGUUCUACCCAGUCAGGGGCCACGCCUUCAUGCGGCGAAACAGUGGCUGUUGAGGACGAAGGGACUCCAUGUGGAUUCUCUCUGGUUAUCAGAGGCGGUGGUGUGACCCCCCACGGGACGUCUGAGCAGCUUCAUGAGCGACCGGCACAGUGAUCAACACUGUGAGUGAGACUUGAUCAGCAGACAGUGUGGUAUGGUGUGUUUGGACUGUGGGUCUGCAGAGAGCUGAAAUCAAAGAGCUGUCAUCCAGCUGCUGACAACAUCUGUUUGGAGAAGUUGUUGGAAACUAAAAGAAAAAAAAAAAAUCUUGAUUUACAUUUUAAAAACCAAAUCAUUAGAGCAAAGCCCUGAGAGAAUAGAAGGCCUAAUUUCAAAUUCCAGUUUGUUUUUACAUGGAACCAUUUUAUUAUGAUAAAUGCUGGACAUUUAUUAUCAUAUUCGAUAGAACGCAGCUGCCUUCUUUCUUUCUUGCCCUCUUUUUUUACUUGUUAUUUAACCAGUUAAACCUGGUCUGUGGCUCAUAUAAAAAGCCAAAAAGGACCAUUUUUUAGUCAAUGUAGUAAAAUUGUUAAUGUGUUCUUUAUAGUUUUGUAUGAACAGUAUGCCUUUCAAAGCUGCUUUAGAAGAUUACUGUUGGUGUUCCACUUUGUACAGCUGUGGUAACAGUACAACUACACAGAAACAUGCCAAAGUAAACUAACCUUCAAAGACCAUGGGAUCAAAUCAUCCACAGAGGAGAUAUCAGCAGAUGAGUGUCAGAUAACGAGUGAAUGUAUUGACCAUCUCUAUCAGUGGCUGUUACAAAAACCUGUGGCAGCACUGUAAACAUGUUCCAAAAAUCUGUAAGGGUUGUAUAGUAUGUGAUGUAUUUUAACGUGUUUUACAGAGCAAAAUAUAGCCUUUAAUAGAAUAUAACUGAGAGUAUUGUGUGUACACAUAAAAUCCUAUGUGCAAUCAGUGUAUUUAGAUGUCCUAAAUAUCUCUCCUUGAUAGUCUCCUCUGGCCUUCUCCCCCGUAGACAUUCACCACCUCUGCCUCCCAAAGUCUUGAAUCAAGACAAAUGUUUGUUUUUUUAAGUAAUGUUCUGUUCUUAAUAUAAUAAAGCAUUUAUUUUCUAGCA